GUUUGUGGAGAUAGUCGACUGCAUCAAUCAAGAUGGACCCAAACUUGAAGACAAAAUUGAAUUUUUGCACCGAAGAUGAGUGUUUGGACAGAUGUGGUGUCAAUUCUGAGAUAACAAGAUUGUGUGAGUUGUUGCCUGAUGGGUAUAACUAUACCGUUUGUCAGUUUGACAUCAUUGAUGAAGGCAUCACUGCUCUCCUCAGGUUGGAUAUAAAGACCGAGUGUAAUGCUCGAACUUGGCUCGGGCUGUUCCAGGAUAAGACGCGUACAAAUCUGCGAUUAUUAUGGACGGGCAAGGCAGGUGGGCGAAAGAAUAUCUUCAGUGCACAUUACCGGUGUCAGCAUGGCAGUUUCCGCAAGUCCCGUCCUGUCAGUUCAAGUUCUGCUAGGACCAAGAUCACCAACUGCCCGGCCACUCUGGGUAUCGCUGUCAAACGGGUGCCCAAGAGAAACAGGUCAUUGGAUGUUCACGUCAGAGACCUUCCAACAUUGAUCCGGCUGUCUUUUACACAUAACCAUCCCGUGACGUAUGUCAAAGCAUCAAACUCCUGCAAUGCUUCUGGAGACGUCACUGAGAUAGACAACAAACCUGUUGAACCUUCUGUGGUGCUCCAUGAAGACAAGUAUGACUGGCAAGAAUAA
Molecule: messenger RNA, 641 nt
Organism: Lytechinus variegatus (green sea urchin)
Lineage: Eukaryota; Metazoa; Echinodermata; Echinoidea; Temnopleuroida; Toxopneustidae
Exons: 3
Coding region: 33-641 (202 amino acids)
Source: RefSeq, a predicted model, not a curated record